This is a messenger RNA of Hansenula ciferrii, 2574 nucleotides long. RefSeq names its product Vac14p (gene VAC14). Bases 1 to 2574 code for a protein of 857 amino acids. Lineage: Eukaryota; Fungi; Ascomycota; Saccharomycetes; Phaffomycetales; Wickerhamomycetaceae. Gene Ontology annotation, biological process: phosphatidylinositol biosynthetic process; positive regulation of kinase activity. The record is from RefSeq and is a predicted model, not a curated record. Gene Ontology annotation, cellular component: fungal-type vacuole membrane; endosome membrane; PAS complex. The transcript is spliced from 2 exons.
AUGGGUGAGAAAACAGCAGCCUUGGAGUUGGAACGUCAAAUUAGACAAUGUUUAGCUGAAAGAAAGUCUGAAGAGAACAAAGAUGGGAAAUCUCCUGAUAAAGUGAGGGCUAUUAUUGACCAAUUAUCCAAAGAGUAUGCGUAUUCGGUUCAUCAGCCAAAUGCUAGAAAUGGUGGGUUGAUUGGGUUGGCUGCCGCUGCAAUUGCUUUAGGUCAAAAUGAAGUGGCUGUUUAUUUAGAAGAUAUUAUACAUCCAGUAUUGGCUUGUUUUGGUGAUCAAGAUGCUAGAGUUAGAUAUUAUGCUUGUGAAAGUUUAUACAAUAUCGCUAAAGUCUCCAAAGGUGAAAUCUUAUUAUAUUUUAAUGAAAUAUUUGAUGUUCUGUGCAGACUGGCUGCUGACUCUGAUGCUUCUGUGAAGAACGGUGCAGAUUUACUGGAUCGUUUAAUCAAGGAUAUAGUCUCUGAAAAGGCAACUUCAUAUGUUAGUGUUAUUCAAAAUAAUCCAGAGUUAGCUUAUAAAAAUGCUACACAAACUACUAUAAAAGAUACUAAUGGUCAAGUUUUACAAUUACAACCACAACAAGAGCCAACAGCUUUUUCAUUACCAAAAUUUAUUCCUUUACUUAUGGAAAGAAUCUAUGCUAUAAAUCCAUUUACAAGAAUCUUUUUAGUUUCAUGGAUAACUUUAUUGAAUUCAGUUCCUGAUUUAGAAUUAAUUUCUUAUUUACCAGCUUUUUUAAGUGGGAUGAUAAUUUUCCUAAGUGAUUCACAUAGUGAUGUUAGAGUUAUAACUCAAUCAGCUUUAGAUGUUUUUUUACAUGAAAUUAGAAGAGUUUCUGAAAUUCAAAAAUUAGUUAGAGAACAAAAAAUUAAAAAAUUAAAAGAUAAUAAUAGUAUUUUACAAAAAUCAGUUGGUGAUCUGUCUUUAGAUCAAGAUAAAAUUGAAACUUCAACCCCUUCUAAAGGUCCAAAAGAUAUCAAAGAUAAUGAUAAUAAUGCAGAUGAUAGUCUAUUAUCUAAUGGUGAACAACAACCAGAAAAUGUUGAUAAAGUUGAACAACCUGAAACUCAUAACAACAAUCAAAUUGAAAAACAGGAAGAAGAGCAACACGAUGGUGAACUUUAUAUACCGGGUCAAGAUAUACAUUUAGAUUACCCAAAGAUUAUUGAAAUUUUAAUUUCACAUUUAGAUUCAUCAGAAGAGAAAAUUCAAUUAGUUGUAUUAAAUUGGUUAGAUGCUUUACUUGAAAUCUCACCAUCAAGUUUCAUUCCAUAUUUACCAAAGAUUUUAUCUGUCUUAUUAUUAACUAUGGCUAAUCAAGAAGGUUCAAGUUCAAAAGAAAGUUCCAAAGAAGUUAAUGAUAGACUAUUAGAAUUAGUAACAAAUUUGAAUGAAGAAGAUGAGAAAAAACUCAAUUAUAGUCUUACAAUCAAUACUGUCACCUCUCAAUUUUUAAAUGAAAAUGAAGUUACAAGAAUCGCAGCUUUAGAUUGGCUGGCGAUGCUACAUAGAAAAUCACCAAAGCAUUUAUUACAUCAUAAUGAUGAUACUUUUACAACUUUAUUAAAAGCAUUAUCAGAUUCAAGUGAAGAAGUUAUACAUCGUGAUUUACAAUUAUUAUCUGAUAUAUCAUUUGAUAGUGAUGAUGAAAGUUUCUCUUUAUUCAUGUUGGAUUUAUUAGAUUUAUUUAAAAAAGAUCAAAAACUUCUGGAAACUAGAGGAAAUUUCAUUUUGAGACAAUUAUGUAUCUCAUUAGAUUCCAAAAGAAUAUAUCAAACAUUAUCUGAAGUCUUGGGUAAAGAAGAUGAUGUCACACUAGUUGGUACAAUGAUUCAAAUCUUGAAUAAUAAUUUGAUUACAGCACCUGAAUUGGCUGAAUUAAGAAAACAAUUAAGAGAUUUAGGUGAUAAAGGUGAUUGGGAAUUAUUCUCAACUCUUUUCAAAGCAUGGAGUCAUAAUGCACCAGCUGCAUUAGCUUUAUGUUUACUUGCACAAGCAUAUGAACUUGCUUAUUCAGUUCUUCAAAUUUUUGUUGACUUUGAAAUAACGGUCAAUGUUUUAGUUCAAAUUGAUAUCUUGGUUCAAUUAUUAGAAUCACCAGUCUUUACAAGAGUUAGAUUACAACUUUUAGAACCUGAUAAAUAUCCAUAUCUUUAUAAAUGUUUAUUUGGUAUCUUGAUGUUGUUACCUCAAUCAACUGCAUUUGCAACUUUGAAAAAUCGUUUAAGCAGUAUAAGUGUCAUAAAUACAAUGGUAAAUUUACAGGAAAAAUUAGAUAUUAAAGAAUCAGAAACAUCAAAUAAAUCAAAAGCUACAAAAUAUUCAGAACUUUUACAAAGAUUUAGAUCAGUUCAAGAAAUUCAUGAACAAUCAAGAUUAAGAAAUGCAGUUAAUCCAAAGACAAGAUCAGCUCUACCAAAAUAUAAUGAUACUCCAAUUUUAGAAAAAGGUGAUCCAAUUGAUGAUAAAGAAAAACCUUCGCAAGGUCAUUCAUUAAAAUUUGAUACCAAACAGGCUGUUAGAAAAUUAUCAGGUAGAUCAUUUGGUCUAAAGGGCUUUGGUGCUGAUAAAUAA